CUACUAUUAAAAUAGUAUCCAUUAUCUACAGAUAGAUAUCUUUGAUCCGAUCCAAUUGACUCAAUGUUGAAUGGAUUCAACUUACUCAUCACAAUACAUGGAUUCAUUUAACGAGAAAAUGUCUUCUGCAAACUCAUUAACAAAUAACAAAGGUUGUUUAGAAGAAAAUUCACUUCAUCAUUAUGAUUUUUGGACAUUGAAUAAUAGUUUACAUUCACCAUGGCCAUCAAUUGAAGUGGACCAACUAGCGAAUUGGUUAAUUGAGAUGAAAUCAAUGAUUUUAAAAAAAUCACCUAUUUUCCAAAAGUCAGUAUGUACAUUAUCAUAUUCCUUUUCGUCCAACUCUUCAUCAUCAUCAUGUUGUUCUUCUUGUUCUUCUUGUUCUUGUUCUUCUUCUUGUUCUUCUUCUUCAUCAUCAUCUUCAGAAGUUUUUGGACCUAAUGAAGAACAGUUGAGUGGUAAAGGUAAUAAGAGAUCAAAAUGUUGUUUACAUCACCUUAGAUAUAAACAUAAACUUCAAAAUCAACAAAAAAUGAUCACUUUAUCAAAGUUGAAAAUGAAUCCUGAACAUUUCGUUAUUAUCGAUUGUCGUUAUCCACACGAAUAUAAUGCUGGACAUAUUUUUAGUGCUAUUAAUUUAUCAGAUUGGCCAAAACUUUAUAAAUAUUUUUUUGGUAUAAAACAACAAUCUAUUGAAACUACUGAAAUGGAUUUAAGUAACUCAUUAUAUUCAACGGAACAACUGAUUGAACCAAAACCAUCUCAUACUAUAUUUAUAUUAUAUUGUGAAUUUUCUACAAAACGUGCACCACAAUUAUUUUAUCUUUUACGUAAUCAUGACAGACUAUUACAUUUCAAUUCAUAUCCUGCAUUAAAAUAUCCAUUUGUUUAUAUAUUACAUGGUGGUUAUUCAACUUUUUAUAAAAAGUACCCAUAUUUAUGUGAACCAGAUCUUUUAAGUAUUUGGCAUAAACAUUGUAAACUGGUUAAUAGACAAACGAUGAAUCCUAAUUCACAAGUAUAUUCUGAUAAAAAUCAUAAUGAAAUGUUAAACACACACACGCGCAUCAAUCAAUCAACGAAUCGACACAUUAAAGUACCAUUCAAAAGUAUUACCAAUCUCUUUCACAAGAAGAAAAAAUAGAAGAAAAAGAUUUAUUUCAUUGAACCAAAACUUAUUAACUUACUUAUGUCCGUUACUCCUUAUGGAAGAGUAUAAGUCACCCAGCAACAUUCUCAAUGCAACCUUGUCUUGAUGAAUCUUUUCCAGUUCUUUUCAAUUGUUAUUCUUUUUUUUCAUGUCUGUUUCCAAGUUCCGACAUAGUGUAUUCUUCGACCGUCUUCUUCUUCUUGUUGUAUGUUUCCCUUCACGAUUCCAUGUUAUCGCUUGUCUCAUGAUGUAGUUCGAAUCCAGUUCAAUACUAUUUACUUGUUACUUAUUUAUUUCAUAAUUAUUUCCAUCUCAUUUCUUCUAUUCAUAAUGAUUAAUAUAAGCAAUAUCGAUUCAAUUCAUUUUGAUUGAAAAGGUUUCUCUCAAAC
Molecule: messenger RNA, 1539 nt
Organism: Schistosoma haematobium
Lineage: Eukaryota; Metazoa; Platyhelminthes; Trematoda; Strigeidida; Schistosomatidae
Exons: 2
Coding region: 71-1144 (357 amino acids)
Biological process (GO): positive regulation of G2/M transition of mitotic cell cycle; G2/M transition of mitotic cell cycle; positive regulation of G2/MI transition of meiotic cell cycle
Cellular component (GO): nucleus; cytoplasm
Molecular function (GO): protein tyrosine phosphatase activity
Source: RefSeq, a predicted model, not a curated record